This is a messenger RNA of Fukomys damarensis (Damara mole-rat), 1574 nucleotides long. It is a transcript of the gene Becn1, whose product is annotated as beclin 1. The record is from RefSeq and is a predicted model, not a curated record. The transcript has 12 exons. Bases 130 to 1476 code for a protein of 448 amino acids. Gene Ontology annotation, biological process: autophagy; autophagosome assembly; late endosome to vacuole transport. Lineage: Eukaryota; Metazoa; Chordata; Mammalia; Rodentia; Bathyergidae. Gene Ontology annotation, cellular component: phosphatidylinositol 3-kinase complex, class III, type II; phosphatidylinositol 3-kinase complex, class III, type I; phagophore assembly site.
UCCUGACCGGAAGUCCCAGCGGCUCCCGGAAGCGCCGAAGCUUGGGAGAUGGCUGACCUGGAGUCCUCGCUCCUGGGCGGACCCGAGGCCGCGGCGCCCCCACGAUAGAGCGGGCCUGGGUCCCGAGGGAUGGAAGGGUCCAAGGCGUCCAGCAGCACCAUGCAGGUGAGCUUCGUGUGCCAGCGCUGCAGCCAGCCCCUGAAACUGGACACCAGCUUCAAGAUCCUGGACCGAGUCACCAUCCAGGAGCUCACAGCUCCAUUACUUAGCACAGCCCAGGUGAAACCAGGAGAGACCCAGGAGGAAGAGGCCAACCCAGGGGAGGAACCAUUUGUGGAAACCCGCCAGGACGGCGUCUCCCGCCGCUUCAUCCCCCCAGCCAGGAUGAUGUCUACAGAGAGCGCCAACAGCUUCACGCUCAUCGGGGAGGCGUCCGACGGCGGUACCAUGGAGAACCUCAGCCGCAGACUGAAGGUCACCGGGGACCUUUUUGACAUCAUGUCGGGCCAGACCGAUGUGGACCACCCGCUGUGUGAGGAGUGCACAGAUACACUGCUGGACCAGCUGGACACGCAGCUCCAUGUCACCGAGAACGAGUGUCAGAACUACAAGCGCUGUUUGGAGAUCCUGGAGCAGAUGAACCAGGAUGACAGUGAGCAGCUGCAGCGGGAGCUGAAGGAGCUCACCCUGGAGGAGGAGCGGCUGAUCCAGGAGCUAGAGGAGGUGGAAAAGAACCGCAAGGUGGUGGCCGAGAACUUGGAGACGGUGCAGGCCGAGGCGGAGCAGCUGGACCAGGAGGAAGCCCAGUACCAGCGGGAAUACAGCGAGUUUAAACGGCAGCAGCUGGAGCUGGAUGAUGAGCUGAAGAGUGUAGAGAACCAGAUGCGCUAUGCGCAGGUGCAGCUGGACAAGUUGAAGAAGACCAACGUCUUCAACGCCACCUUCCACAUCUGGCACAGCGGGCAGUUCGGCACCAUCAACAACUUCAGGCUGGGCCGCCUGCCCAGCGUCCCUGUGGAGUGGAAUGAGAUCAAUGCUGCGUGGGGCCAGACUGUGCUGCUGCUGCACGCCCUGGCCAACAAGAUGGGUCUGAGGUUUCAGAGGUAUCGACUUGUUCCCUAUGGAAACCAUUCAUACCUGGAGUCCCUGGCAGACAAAUCCAAGGAGCUGCCAUUGUACUGUUCUGGGGGGCUGCGGUUUUUCUGGGACAACAAAUUCGACCACGCCAUGGUGGCUUUCCUGGACUGUGUGCAGCAGUUCAAAGAGGAGGUGGAGAAAGGCGAGACGCGUUUUUGUCUUCCAUACAGGAUGGACGUGGAGAAAGGCAAGAUUGAGGAUACCGGCGGCAGCGGGGGCUCCUACUCCAUCAAAACCCAGUUCAACUCCGAGGAGCAGUGGACGAAAGCACUCAAGUUCAUGCUCACCAAUCUGAAGUGGGGUCUUGCCUGGGUUUCCUCGCAGUUUUAUAACAAAUGACUUUUUUUUUUCCUUAGGGGGAUGUCUGCCUAAAAGACUAGAUUUUGUUUUGUUUUGUUUGAAAAAAAUAAAGUUUUGAAUUUGGGUGAUAUUAAACG